Magnusiomyces paraingens is the source of this 2973-nucleotide messenger RNA. RefSeq lists its product as uncharacterized. The record is from RefSeq and is a predicted model, not a curated record. Gene Ontology annotation, molecular function: sodium:proton antiporter activity. Lineage: Eukaryota; Fungi; Ascomycota; Dipodascomycetes; Dipodascales; Dipodascaceae. Gene Ontology annotation, biological process: proton export across plasma membrane; intracellular potassium ion homeostasis; sodium ion export across plasma membrane. The transcript has 2 exons. Bases 1 to 2973 code for a protein of 990 amino acids. Gene Ontology annotation, cellular component: plasma membrane.
AUGGCUUGGGAUCAACUUUGGAUUAAUAAACCUCACUUGGCUUAUGCAGUCAUUGGCGGAUUUACAACCGUCUUUUCUCUAAUCUCUCUCUUCGUCAAGGAAAAACUUUACAUUGGCGAAGCUACAGUAGCAACCAUCUUUGGUGUCAUUGUAGGACCUCACUGUCUCAACUGGUUCUCCCCAACCACUUGGGGUAAUACUGAUAAUAUUACACUAGAAAUAUCACGUAUUGUCCUCGUGGUUCAAAUCUUUGCCGUUGCUGUCGAACUUCCUAAAAAAUAUAUGCUCCGCCAUUGGUUCUCAGUAACCCUACUACUCAUCCCAGUAAUGACUUUUGGCUGGCUUAUCGCCUCUGUCUUUAUCUGGAAACUCGUCCCAACCCUCAGAUGGGUCGAGGCCCUUGUUCUAGCAGCAUGCGUCACUGCAACUGACCCAGUCUUGGCCUCUGCCGUUGUCGGUAAAGGUAAAUUUGCUCAACGUGUCCCAGGACACCUCCGUAACCUUUUAUCUGCAGAAUCCGGUUGUAAUGACGGUAUGGCUUUCCCCUUUGCAUAUCUUGCCCUUCUUUGCAUCCUCCACGAAGGCCACCAUAGACAAAUUGCAUACCAUUUUAUUGUUAUUACUGUUAUUUACGAAUGUGUCUUUGGUACUGUUCUCGGAGCUAUUAUUGGCUACCUAGGAAGACACUUGAUUAAAUUUGCUGAAAAACAUAACCUUAUCGACCGUGAAUCCUUUCUAGUCUCUUACUUUGUCAUUGCUCUCUUUUGCACAGGUGUCGGCUCCAUCAUUGGUGUCGAUGACUUGCUUGUUGCCUUUGCCGCAGGAGCUGCCUUUUCUUGGGAUGGUUGGUUUGCCCGCAAAACUGAAGAAUCCCACGUUUCCGAUGUCAUUGAUUUGCUUUUAAAUAUGAGUUUCUUUGUUUACUUUGGAGCAAUUGUCCCUUGGGAACAAUUCAACAGACCUGAAAUUGGUAUCCUCCCUUGGAAACUCGUCAUUAUCGCUAUCCUUAUCAUUCUCUUUCGACGUAUCCCCAUUAUGCUUUUUCUCAAACCUGUCAUUCCUGAUAUUAAAACUUGGCGUGAAGCCCUCUUUUGUGGCCAUUUCGGUCCUAUUGGUGUCGGUGCAAUCUUCAUGUCCAUUUUGUCCCGUGCUGAAUUGGAACACGAAGAACCAACCCCUCUGGCCGAACUCCCUGGUAAAGAUAAUCCCAAUUAUUAUGCAAUUGCAACCAUUUGGCCAGUCACUUGCUUUUUAAUUAUUUCUUCAAUCAUUGUUCAUGGCUCCUCCAUUGCCGUCUUUACCCUCGGAAAACGUCUUAAUAAUUUGACAAUUACAAUGACUUAUACAACAGCAGGCUCUCAAAACCAAGGGUGGCUCUCACGUUUAUCCAGAGUUGAAUCCCGUACUUUUAGUCUUCGCAAAGUCGAUACAGAAAAUCAAAAUGAUUAUACCACUCAGGAAAAAACUUUGGAUGAUACUACUGAAGAUUUCCCCGUCAUUGCUGCUUCUACAAACCCUGAUAAACCUGGUUUACGUCACAAGCACAAGAAACAUCAUCAUAAGAAGCAAAUGCGCAGACGUGAUAGUACUGCUCCUCCUCCAGUUGUUGUUGCUCUUGAUCUUAAUAAAGACCGCAAUAGUCAGGCUAUUUCCGCUCCUCUUCAUGACGAAGAUACCGAAAGUACCACCCGUCAAAUACAUAUUACUGCGCCUCUGCCACAUGACCAAGAACCUGGUCCCGAAGCUAUACUUCCCAAUCCAGAAGACGUUGCAGCCGCCUACCAGCUUGGCAACACAAUUGUUUUGGAAAAUGAUGAAGGUGAAGUUUUGCAUACUGUCAAGUCAAACCCAUCUCAUACUUCCCGCAGACUUUCCAUUAGCAGCCGUGCAAGUGAGAUUGUUGAUGCCGUCAAGAACUUGGCUUCAACAGCUGUCUCGGCAGUUUCUUCAUCUCCCGGCGAAUCUAGUGAUUCAACUACUGCUACUACUAAUACUACUACUCUUGCUCCUCCUCCUCCUUCUACAACUACAACCACCACCACCACUACAAGAAGAAGACCUGUUUCGCCUCUCCCCACACAUUCAUCUCCACCCCCACCAUCACAACCAUCUCGUCGUCGGGAUUCCCUUCGCAGAGGAAGUGCCUCAGAAGGUCCCGCUGGAUCUCACGCAAAAUCUCGCAAAGUCACUGCCUACCAACUUGAUGAUAAUAUUAUUGUGGAAAAUGAAGAAGGUGAAAUCAUUAGACGUUACCACAUUGAACCUUCUGCAAAUGCUUCAGCAGUUUCUUCUACAACUAUGACUCCCUCAGAUUCCCAUAUUAGCCACUCAAUGCUUGCUAAUACUCUCUCGCACUUUGGAUUUCGCCGGCGGUCUACAGUGGCUCAGAUUGAUCUUGAGCGUAACACAAUUGCCUCAGCGGUUGCCGGAGGAACUUCUUCCAGUGGUGCUGCGGGUACUAAUGCUGCAGGACCUUCCACAUCUUCGCCACCUCCUAGUGACUCGCGGCAACGCUUCCCACUUGAUGAUGAACGCAUGCGCAAGCACCUUAAACAAUUACUUAUUUCUGAUCCUCGUGUGAAUCCGGAGGCUGCCCAAAGACAACGCACUACUACCCGUGAUGAUUCUGAUUACUCAUCUUCAUCUUCAUCAGGAUCUGAAAGUUAUUCAAGCUCGGAUGAAGAAGAAGAUGAUGAUGAUGAUGACGUGUCGCCAAUGACGAGCAAGGCUGGGCCCAGCUCAUCACGGCCGGCUUCUGCACCACCAUCCUCCUUACCUGCACUGCGUCUUGGUGCAACGUCGUCGUCGUCAUCCCGUGCAACACCUUCUGGAGUGAAUGCCUCUGGAGCUACUACAUCAAUGGGCAAGUCUGCCAGCAGUAAUCUGCCACGCUAUGAUGAAGAGGAGGAAGAAACAGAAGUUGAAAAGGCUCGGCGGUUGGCUGCUCUAGGUUUGAUUAAAAAUGAAGAUUAA